This is a messenger RNA of Durusdinium trenchii, 3040 nucleotides long. Lineage: Eukaryota; Dinophyceae; Suessiales; Symbiodiniaceae. The record is from the annotation of a GenBank genome assembly.
AGUUCUAUUGGUUCGAAGUAUGGGAGAUUUGACACAUGUAUGUGAGAGUCUGCAAACAAGCCCGCAGAGGUGCACAGGGAAAGCUCGGAAACUGUGCAUGACUGUGCACUAAAUUUGAUUUCGUUGGUUACUUUCGUGUGUCUACUGUGCUCGACUUCCCAUGGUCCUGGGCACGGCUGCAAUUGGCAGAGAACCUUGACGGGCAUGCUGACAACGCAUGAGCUGCAAGACAGAAAGCAGAAGUUUCGGAACAAAUCAAAAAGAUUCAUCAGGAGCCACGACAAAGCGGAGCAGCGUUGCCUGCAGAGUACAGGUUCAAUUGAGCCGGGCAAAUGGAAUGAGGAGGUAGUCCGUGCGCUCUCCACUAGAAUGCCAGGAGGGCUUUCAACUAUCACGCAUCCAUGCAAGUUUUGCGAAAGUGUGUUCUAUCCUUGCCUGUGCAUUGGUGGCGCUCACCGGCACAGGCGUGUCCUCCUAGCACCGCGUGUAACUCGAGAAGCAGAGGCACGACGUUUGCUCAAUGAGCCGAUGGGCAAUUUGCGUGAACUUAUGACAAGUGUCGACAUUUUAGGAAUGGACAAGGACAAGCUUCACAUUUCAGGCCCAGCUGAGGCCGACAGGCCUUGUGAGUUGCCUGUGGAAGCCUUUUCUGACUGCCAAAUUCAAUGGCGGGAAGAUGCUACAUAUGUGGUCAACCCUCAAGCCCCACCUGUGAAGCAGGAUUUGGUACUCACGAAAGACGAGCUGCAGAAGCUUCAGUGUGUGCUGGUGGAGCGCGACAAUUCCUUCACAGUGAGAGAGCGUUGGGAAGGUCGCGAGGUAAAGCCACAUGAAGUCGUCUACCGGAAUGCGCAAGAGGCUGUAAAAGACAUUAAGCUUCAGCAAGUGCAAACUGACAGGGAGAGCUACUGGGAGGUUUGCAAAGUCAAAGAUGAUGGGGUGGCCAGCAAAGCUCGUAUGGUACCUGGCCAACGUCUUUCUGAAAUUUCCAUAGCCUUGCCAGAUCCCCUCCAACUGAAGCUGGUCAGGAGCGAUGUGAAUUUGGAUGAUAUCAAAGGCCUUAGGUGGGAGUCCAUCAAGGUUGAGGAUAUGCCAGAUAUUCCAAAAUGCUUCUCAGAUUGGGGAAGCUCCGCAGAUGAUGCAGGUCUGUCGUUUCCGUGCAAGCUCAAGUUUGACCUGGUUGCCCCAGGGUCCCAAGUGAUUGCUGCAAGAGCAGGGAGGGAGAAGCCGAAAGAGGAACAAGAGGAAGACGAGGGUCACAAAAUUUCUCUGGACCUGCUGGAGAAACUGCAGAAAGAAAGCGAGUGCACAAUUCAAUUUGAGCGAGCUCCCCGCGAACGAAUUACUAGAUCAUCGGCUGCUGUUCGCCAUCGGCAUUUCAAAGAAAGCGACUCAGAGGGUUGGAAAGAUGACCUGUCCCUCUUCGAGACGUGGUUGGCAUCGAAGGCGAUGUCUCCGAAUCAUUUGAAGUUUGUCUUCAAGAAGCUCUUAGAGUCCGUCCGGAAAGAACUCACCGAGUUUGAGCGCAAAAAGACUCAUCGUUUUCAAUCACUGCUGGCCAAGAGCAUACGCUUCGUCGACUUGACAGCUCGAAGAGAUCAGUUGACAGAGAUUGCGGCAACCGCCAGUCUGCAGCAGAAACGCCACCACAAAGAGUUGCUAGCUGAAAUCAAUGUAAUUGAGCAAGAGCUGGAACUUCUGUUUGACCAGGUUCCGUUGUUUUUUCUCUCCGACAUCUCAGAGUUGGCCGGAGACAUCAUAACUUCAGGCAACAAAAUGGAACAGAUUGUGGUUCCAAUGCCUGAGCCCAAUGCAGCACCAUCGAGACGUUCUAGGAGCUUGCCGGCUGCUACCAUGAUGCACGUUUCCAGCAUGAAGGAGGCAGAAGAGAGCCUAGAAGAAUUGAUGGGACAAGCGAUGCCUUGUGAAGAGAGAAAGCGGCUCCAGGAAGCUUUCAAGUAUUUGCACAAGAAGUCAGAAGAGUACCACAACAAAUUGCAUGGCCGUGGCAAGAAACUUGACACUCAGUCGGCGAACGGCCAUGGUCAUGAAGAUGGCCGGCUUUCGUUCAAGGAAUUCGAGAAGGUGAUGUUGUUGAGUGGUGUGAAUUGGCUGGCGUCCGAAGAGUUGCGCGUGCUGUUUGACUCGAUGGAUGCGGAUGGAUCUGGUAAACUGAAUCUAGGAGAACUUCAAAACACAGCCAUCCGCUUGUCGGACUUGGCUGGCCGUGUGCAAACUUUUCGCGAAGAGAACAAGGGCAUGUCGGCCGAGAACUGCUUGCUGGAAUUUGGACAAUUGCUGCAAAUGGGACAUGAUCUCGUUGGACCUCAAGCACAUCCGCUUCUCCCGGACAGCCACAUCUCAGCUUCCAGCUACUUCAAUGAACGAGCAGAGUAUGGCAAGCAACAGAUGUGGCGGUCGCGACUGGAUUGCAUCGACUCUUGCUGGGUUGGAAAGCCCAAAGACCAAGAUCCAAAUCCCUGGCUUCAGUGGCAGUUUUCCUCAUGCAGAGAGAUCCGGGCUAUUGGGACAAAGGGCAGGCCCGAUACCGACAGCUGGGUCACAAAGUUCACGAUCAAAUAUUUGGCGGAAGAGCUUGAGGAUGAUGAGGAGAUUCCAGCAGAUGGACACUUCAAAUGGAAAAUGUACUGUGUGAAGGGAUGGCCGAUGCAAUUGGACGGAAACUUUGACAGGAACACCAGAAAGGACAACCUUCUAGAGCCUUUCGUUGCAAGCUGCGUUCGGAUCUAUCCAGUUGAACACAGGGGGCUUUGUCCAGCAAUGCGCGCGUCAAUCUAUGGCACUUUCAGGCCGCCCCAGAGAAAAAGCGCUGAGCAAGCCUUCGAACUUUUUUGUCAAGAUUUCACUGAUGUGACGCGGCCAAUUGCUAAAAGCAUACCGCGAACAAAGAUUCUUGAAGUACAGCAGGGCGCCAAAAGUGGCCCUGACACACAAGCUGGCUAACGAAUCUAAAUCAGGUUUGGAGCCGUGCUUACAAGUGAUGGAAAAGUCUUUGACCAGAAUCACAUGCCAAACAUGC